Molecule: messenger RNA, 2164 nt
Organism: Mercurialis annua (annual mercury)
Lineage: Eukaryota; Viridiplantae; Streptophyta; Magnoliopsida; Malpighiales; Euphorbiaceae
Product: E3 ubiquitin-protein ligase SINA-like 10
Exons: 5
Coding region: 91-2052 (653 amino acids)
Molecular function (GO): zinc ion binding
Source: RefSeq, a predicted model, not a curated record
ACAGAUUCGGGUCGGGUUGAGGGUAGACUGAAAACGACAGUAGGCUGUUUAUGCGUAAGAACUAAAAAGCAAUCGAAUGAAAAUUGAGAGAUGGCGAGAUUUUCAGUAGAUAGAGAAGAAGGAGAGACAAGCAAUCGAAGAAGCCGAAAGAGACAAAGAAGUAGACAACCUCAACCUAAUCAACCUCCUAAACGACAACCACCCCCUGCCGUUGAAGGCAAUUACGAUGAUAAUCAUCAUGUAUAUAGGGCGUCAUCAUCUGAGCAAGAACAAAGCGGACCAAAUUCAUCCUCGUCUGAAGAGGAAGGAUCAGAUUCGCAUACCCAUGUGGAAUUACCUCCCAGACCCUCAACUAAUGGUGCCAUUGUUGUCUCUUUAAUUGACCCUUCAGUUCUUGAUUGUCCCAUCUGCUACGAGCCCUUGUCCAUUCCCGUCUUUCAGUGUGAAAAUGGGCAUUUAGCUUGCUCCUCCUGCUGCAAUAAAAUUGCACAUAAAUGUUCUGUUUGCACUAUGCCUAUUGGCUAUAAUCGUUGUCGAGCUAUUGAGAAGGUUCUCGAAUCAGUCAAACUACCGUGCCAAAAUCUGAAGUAUGGAUGCAAAGAAUUGGUGUUGUACAGUAAGAUAUUUGACCAUGAUAAGGUCUGCAACAAUGUACCGUGCCCAUGCCCCCUCCCAAGUUGCAAGUUUGUUGGCUCAUAUAGGCAGUUAUACCAACAUUUUAGUAGAAAACACAGGAAUUCUGCGGCACGCUUUCAAUUUAAUGCCACCUUUUCUGUUUCAUUUACUCCUAAUGACAAAUUCCUUGUUCUUCAAGAGGAGGAAGACAAUAUUUUGUUUAUUUUGAAGAAUACAGCCGAAGUUCUUGGGAAUGUGAUUACAAUUUGCCGUAUAGGGCCUCCAUCAUUAGAACAAGGAUGCUAUUAUCAGCUUGAAGCGAGAAUAGAGGGAAGUAAUAUCAGAUUUCAGUCUUUCACAGAAAGUAUCCAAAAGGUUGAUCAUGAUGAACAUUCAGAUCCAUACCUCAUAAUUCCGGGAAGUUUUAUUGGUGUGUCUAGGAAGAUCAGCUUGGACGUCUGCAUACGGGAUCAUGGUUGCAUACCCUAUAAAAGAGACAGUAGAAACUUGAAAGCCAAUAUUAAGAUGGUGGAUAAAGCUGUUGUUAAUGUUGGUGGCAAUACCAAACGAGGAAGCAGUACUCCAGUAGUAAAGAAACAAAAGAUUCAAUCUUUCUCCAUUUCCAACCCCAAAUCUAGAAAAUCUGCUACAGCUAGGGUGGAAUCCUUUGACACGGAGCUACUCGACUGUCCUAUUUGCUAUGAACCAUUCACCGUCCCUAUUUACCAGUGUGAAAAUGGACACACAGCCUGCUCUUCUUGUUGCCAGCGCAUUGCAAACAAAUGUCCUUCUUGUGCACUUCCUAUUGGCUCCAUCCGUUGCCGGGCUAUUGAGAAUGUUCUUGAAUCUGUCAAAUUUUCCUGUAAAAAUGUAACGUAUGGGUGUCGAAAGAGGAUGAAUUAUGGUGAGAUCAUACCGGAACAUGAAAAUAAUUGCCCAUCAUCCCCAUGUCCAUGCCCUAUACCUAAAUGCAGUCAUGUCGAUAACUCUUCUAGUUUAUGCUUUCAUCUUCAGUAUUAUCAUCAAGAUGAUUGCAUGACAAUUAUUAAAUAUGGUCAAACUUUCACCGUUUCAUUCACUAGUAACGAAAAAUUUCUUGUUCUCGGAGUGCAUGGUGACUCUAUAUUUCUUCUCAACAAUACUAGCAUAGAAAAAUUUGGAAACUUGAUCACAGUUUACCGUAUAGCUCCCUCAUCAUUGAAAGAAAGGUAUUGCUAUGAUCUUGCAGCAAAAAUUGAGGGCACGAAGCACACAUUUCGUUCGCUUACAAAGAGUAUCUCGAGCAACUAUGAAAAGCAGGAUGCUCCUUUAGCUGGGUUUCUUAUUGAUCCUGUUAGUGCUGUUGGUGAUAACGGAAAGAUCUCCUUGGAUGUCUGCAUAUGGAAUCAUACUUCAAAGCCUGCAGCUUCUAUUCCUAGCAUUGCAAAUUCAGCAUAACGGAGUUGAUGAAUGUUUUGGAUAUAUGAAGCAUGUGUAUGGUCAAGAUAGUUAACUAUGUGUUGGUUGUAGAAACUGUUCUCUUUAUCUCUUGGUGUAGUUUUUUGGUAGU